UUUUUUUUUUGGAGAAUGAGAAAAGAAAUUGCUUUAAAAGAGCCGUUUACACGGACAUUGCAGAAAACCCUAAAUUUUGAAAAUCGCCAUUCGCCUCCUCUUUCCAUUCCCACGUUUUCUCUCUCAGUUCACAGAGAUCAAAUUAGCCUCACUUCCCCACAAGGUGGAUUGGAAAUGCCAAAUUGGUAUUCGCGGUGGACUACGGCCAGGUUUCUCAUCGUCGACGCCGAUAACGUCCGCAACGGUCUGCGCGGAUCCAAGAUUCAUGCUGCCAGGACCGGUAACGAUGCUAUUGCUUACCUCAACCUUGUGAAGCACAGAUUUGGCACCUGUGAGGGAGCUACAUCAUGAAUCUAUGAUUAGGCUGCUCACAACCUCAAUGCAACUGCUUCUCCCUAUAAAAGAUGAUAAUGCAUGGUACAACAUGGACAGGAGCAGGGUGAGAAUGCUGGAAAGAUGGAUGUAUACAAAUCUGGCAUUUUGUUUCUGAGAAAACUUUUAACUGCCUUAGGUGGAUAAAGAAUACUUCCUAUAUGUUUUGAAUUGUUCUUAGGGCACAUGGAGGCUACCAAGUGGAAGAAGUGUCAUGCAGGGAUUUCUUUGUUUGCCGUGAAUGCAGGGAAGUGCUCAGAUGAAAUGGUAGUGCUAGUGCGUGAUUCAAGUUUGGACUUUAGAUAUAUUGAUACAUAGAAAUAUAAAUCUGAAUUACUACUUUAUUGCACGUUUUAUAGUUUACGAUUUUUGGUUGGUAACUUAGUAUGUGGUCCUUAAAUCUUGUCUCUCAAUCCAUUCUA
Molecule: messenger RNA, 794 nt
Organism: Rosa chinensis
Lineage: Eukaryota; Viridiplantae; Streptophyta; Magnoliopsida; Rosales; Rosaceae
Exons: 3
Coding region: 16-351 (111 amino acids)
Source: RefSeq, a predicted model, not a curated record